GCAGCAGACGACGGUAGAGUACUCCGAAGUCAAAUCAAGGUCAAAGGUCGAAAAAUGACCUGGUCUACGUCAAUAUUGCCACGUCAAACAAUUAACAAAAGAAAUGAAAACUUGUCGAUAGGACUAUGCGGGUACAACGAGGCCCGUGCACUUCUUGUGUCAGACGACCUGUGACGCGUGGAAUUUUCCGGAAGUGAAUUUGACCCAUCUGCCGCAGUGGUGGACUCCAUCUUGUUUUGCGGCCCCAGAAUUCUUCAGCUGGAAGGAUGGCUGCGAACAAUUUCUAUGGAUUCACACAUGGAGGGACGCAGUACGGCGCGAGUCCUGCGGCUUAUCAAAAUGCCCAAACGCCCUAUGCGGUGACGCCUGCUGCCACUGCACCCACAUACUCUUCACAGCGACCAACUACAGGUUACGAGACUAGUUACCAAACUGCUGCGACCGCAGCUGCCCCAGCUGCAUAUGCAGCCGUUGGUGCCGGAACCGCUGCUGCGCCCAAUUACUCUGAUUAUGGAUAUGGCAACCCAGCACAGACUGCGUAUAGUCCAGCCAAGACAUAUUACCAACAGACUACAGCGGCUGCUGCUCCUUAUCCAACACCCGAAACUCUUUAUCAACCUCCAGCAAGACAACCAGCACAAGGAGUCCCCAAAGCGCCUGCCUAUGCAACCACUUACGGAGCCCAACCAGCGCAGCCAAAUGCCACUAACUAUGCUUCAAGUUAUAACACUCCUGCUGUGGUUCCAGCUCAGCCUAAUGCUAAAUCUGCAUACAGCACUAACCAAACCAACUCAAAUGCUGCUUUCACCACCAACUAUUCAGCCACUUCAGUGACGAACCAGACUGCACCCAAGGCUAAGCCUGCAAACGCCACAUAUUCAAACUAUGAUGCAGCUGUUUACAGUGCAGCUACUCUGUAUGCUGCUCAGCAAACAACAAAUCCCUCUGGAACGGCAUCUGCUACUGUUGGUCCUGUAGCAGGAACGGGUGUGGCCCAAGGUGCGGGCAAUGUUGUUAACAAGUUACAGUCUUCAGGCACAACCAAUACUAUGCCUGGUGGAAAUACAUCAACGUGGCAGAAUAAUUAUCGCAAGGGACCUGUCGGUGGUGGACUGAAACGAUCAUUCAAUCCUAAGCAGCCUCCUAAACAGCAGCAAGUUCACUAUUGUGAUGUUUGCAAGAUCAGUUGUGCUGGCCCUCAGACUUAUCGAGAACAUUUGGAGGGUCAGAAGCACAAGAAGAAAGAUGCUAUGCUGAAAGGAGGUGCAACAACCACCAAUAGCCAAAAUGCUUUGAAGUGCGAGCUCUGUGAUGUUGAUUGUACUGGCUCUGAUGCUUAUGCUGCGCACAUCCGUGGUGCAAGACAUCAGAAGGUGGUUAAACUGCACACGCGAUUGGGAAAGCCGAUACCCUCGACGGAUCCGGUUGUUCAAGGGAAAGUAGGAACCAGUGCCAAGGUCGCCGCAUCAAAUUCUAACUCAGGUACACCAGCCAGGAAGCCUGUGGCAAUUGCCAAUCCAACCUCAACUACACCAAAGAUCAACUUUAAUCCUUCUGCUAAUUCAUCUGCAUCUGCUGCCGCUUCAUCUUCUGGAAAUGUUGAGGCUAAAGAAGAUGAUGAUGAAGUGGUGGACAAAGAUGUCCAGCCUGUUGGUCAAGAUUAUAUUGAAGAAAUAAAAAAUGAAGAAGGGAAAUCUACUUCAUUCAUGUGCAAACUAUGCGAGUGUCGUUUUAACGAUCCCAAUGCUAAAGAAAUGCACAUGAAAGGCCGUAGACAUAGACUUCAGUACAAGAAAAAAGUAAAUCCUGAGUUAGUGGUUGAAGUGAAGCCUUCUCUGCGGCAACGGAAGGGAAUGGAAGACAAGCAGCGUCGUAUGCAUUUCAGAGAGGACUUCAUGAGGCGACGCGAUGAAGAAAGGAUGCGUGGUAUGAUGAUGGAAGAGGAAGAACGUAUUUACUGGGAGGAGAGACGGAGGUAUGAAGAGGAAAUGGAGUACUUCGAAUGGGUCCGGCGGUUCGGUCGGGAUCAUCGUCCUCUAGGUCCUCCGGGUCCUCCCAGAUUCGGUCCCCCGGGUCCUGGCAUGAUGAUGCCUCCCUUCUUUGGGCCAAACCCGAUGAGACGCCCAGAUUCAAUGGAAGACCGCCAUGUUCUGGCUCGUCACACGGAAAUAUAUCCUAGCGAAGAGGAGUUGUCCGCUGUACACAAGAUUGUCUCACAUUCGGAGAAAGCUCUGAAGUUUGUAUCAGAUCACUUGACUGAAAUUUCUCAAGCUGCUGGAACCAAACCUGGUGCAAAGCCGGCAACAAAACCAGUCCAAGCUAAAACCCCUACCAUUGUUAAAACAGAAUCGGGUGCAUCUCCAUCUACAUCUGCACCUGCUCCAAGCACCCCUCCAACACCAACCGCCACUCCAGCAGCGUCCGCUGGCACACCACCUGCAACCAAACCUGUUGUUAAGAAAGAAGAUGGCAGUGAUGGCAGUCUGUUUUCAUUCCAGCAAGGAAAGGAAGAGGGAUCAACUGGGCAUCGCUUGCUGAAAGGCGUGAUGCGCGUCGGCUCUCUUGCAAAGGGCCUUUUGCUUCAUGGUGACACUUCUGUGAACCUUGUUGUCUUGUGUGCAGAGAAACCAACAAGGACUUUGCUGUAUAAGGUUUCAGAGAACCUGCCAAAGCAGCUGCUGAUUGUUGCUCCAGAAGACAAAUACAGUGUGAAAUGCAAGCCUGAAGAUGCUGCUCUCGUUGUGAUUGGCGCCAAAGAGCCUCACAUUACUGUUACCAUCACUCUAACUUCACCCGUCAUGAGGGAACAGCUUGUGGCCCCUACUCCCAGUGAGGCAGCUGGUGACUCAGCUCAGGCAGCGAUUGUGAAGGUGAAGGACCCCCCAGACGUGCUGGACAAGCAGAAAUGUUUGGAGGCUCUUGCCGCCCUGAGGCAUGCCAAGUGGUUCCAGGCUAGAGCAACACAGCUUCAGAGUUGCGUGAUGAUUAUUCGCAUACUACGAGACUUGUGUCAGAGAGUUCCCACCUGGGCGCCUCUUCACAAUUGGCCGAUGGAACUUCUUGUUGAAAAAGUACUAAGUUCAUCACCACCUCCACUAAGUCCAGGAGAAGCACUAAGAAGAGUCAUGGAAGCUUUAGCAUCAGGCAUCAUGCUGCCUGGAGGCCCAGGAUUGAUGGAUCCAUGUGAGAAGGAACCAGUCGAUGCUGCAGGCUUGUUGAACGCCCAGCAACGGGAAGAUAUCACUGCUUCAGCACAGCAUGCCCUUCGUUUACUUGCCUUUAGGCAAGUACACAAAGUCCUAGGGAUGGACCAGCUACCGCCCAACAAGUUUGUUAGAAACCGGCAUGUAACUCGCAAACGCAGAAGAGAAGGAAGUGGCGGUGAAGGCAAUGAUUCAGAGGCUGUGGAUGGUAAGAAGGAUAAGAAGGAUGAACCAGUUAAGAUGGAUACAGACAAAUAGAAUAAUUUCCUUUGUCCAGAAAAUUUUAUUUCAAGUUGCAAUUAUUGUGUGUUAAGUGUGAGAAUGUGUGCAAAUAUUUCCUAUUGAAAUCAAGUUGUUUCUUUACCUUAUUAUUAUAGAAAGUUGUGAUUGUGUGUCUGUAACUCUUGUAUUCAGUCAUUACAUAAUAUUUUGUUGAUCUUAAAAGAUUUUUUUUCUUUGGUUUGAUUAGUGCACUUAUUCUCAUAUGCUUGAGCAUUUUUUUUUUAUUUUUUUUGUGGUUUGCACACUUGUAACCAGCCAAUAAAUCACUCAAUUUUCCCUUCUCUAGAAAAGCAUUCAUUGUUAUCAUAUCUGAGCUCUUCACAUGGCGUUUCUCUGAACAUAAUGCAAUUCCCACUCUUAACCAGAGUGGAAAAUCAUCUCUUGAGUUUCGUUCCUCAUAUUGAUUGAGUGUAUUAAUUGACUUAAUGCUAUUAUUUUGGUGUGCAACCAAAUCACAAUUUCAUUGGAAAAGCUAUCUAUAAAUUUAAAAAAAAUAAAAUGGUGUGGUGUGUGUGUUGUCAUCAACUCAAGCAUCUGAGUGAAUCAUAUGUUUUCUAGUAAUAAUAAUUAUUGUUUUGUUUGAUUUUGUUUAUUGAGUGACUAUUCUUUCACUGAGACAAGUGUGUCAACCUGAAUUUUAGUUUUAAUGACCCUUGGUGCUCCAAAGAGCAAUUGCUAUACUUGCCUUACAAAUGUUCGUGAUGAACGUUUAGUUAGGAGUAAUUUGGUAGUCAAGCAGGAGACUUGUCCAUGUCCUACCUGAGAUUUGAGAGGUUAUCAGAUAAUUCCCUAAACUCUAAUGCUUGGAGGAUGCCUGACUUCAAAAAAUUUCUUAUGCAAAUGGCAGAGGUUGCCCAUGUUACCAGCUAUUUGUUUGUUGAAUCCUGUGAAAUCCUUAUUUUACAAUUGCUCUUUGCACCAAAUGUUACAUUUGUUAUAAAGGAAUUGAACCAAGUGUCGUGUGCAAAUGGGCAUGGAAUAGGUAUGAUCACUCUUGCAGUGACCUGUGAUUUUAUGCAUACUAGAAAUUAAUUGUACAUUAAAGAUAUACCUAGAACAAAUAAAGAGUUAAAGUUGAA
Thrips palmi is the source of this 4564-nucleotide messenger RNA. RefSeq names its product zinc finger RNA-binding protein (gene Zn72D). Gene Ontology annotation, cellular component: precatalytic spliceosome. The record is from RefSeq and is a predicted model, not a curated record. Bases 267 to 3461 code for a protein of 1064 amino acids. The transcript has 21 exons. NCBI's taxonomy places the organism in Eukaryota, Metazoa, Arthropoda, Insecta, Thysanoptera, Thripidae. Gene Ontology annotation, molecular function: double-stranded RNA binding; single-stranded RNA binding; zinc ion binding.